CUCUGUCACCGACAUUUGCGAAUGGCUGACGGACCUUAGCUCUCAGUUCUGAGAGGGAGUUAAACUUGGUCUAGGGUUCUUAGCAAUGGCGGAGAUAGGGAAGACUCGGCUUGACUCCGGUUGGCUUGCUGCGAGGUCCACGGAUGUUCAACUUAGUGGGACCCAGCUCACCACCACUCACCCUCCCUCCGGACCCACCUCCCCUUGGAUGAACGCCGUCGUCCCGGGAACCGUUUUGGCAACCUUGGUGAAGAACAAAGUUGUUCCAGAUCCUUUCUACGGCAUGGAAAAUGAGACAAUUAUAGAUAUUGCUGAUUCUGGAAGACAGAACUACACAUUCUGGUUUUUUACAACUUUUCAGAGUAAGCUGUCAGGAAAUCAGCACCUGGAUCUGAAUUUUCGUGGAAUCAAUUAUUCUGCCGAAGUAUAUUUAAAUGGGCAUAAAAGAGUCUUGCCAAAAGGGAUGUUUCGGAGGCAUUCUCUUGAUGUUACUGAUAUUCUGCAUCCUGAUGGCCAAAACUUGCUUGCUGUUCUUGUUCACCCUCCCGAUCAUCCUGGGAGAAUUCCUCCUAAGGGGGGGCAAGGUGGUGAUCAUGAGAUUGGAAAAGAUGUCGCCACACAGUAUGUUGAGGGAUGGGAUUGGAUUGCUCCUAUAAGGGAUAGGAACACUGGCAUAUGGGAUGAGGUAUCUAUUUCUAUAACCGGGCCAGUGAAAGUAAUUGACCCCCACUUGGUUUCAUCGUUUUUUGACAAUUACAAGCGGGUAUAUUUGCAUGCUACAAUCGAGUUGGAAAAUAAAAGUAGCUGGGUGGCUCAGUGUUCUUUGAAUAUCCAAGUGAGUACAGAACUAGAGGGAAACAUUUGUUUAGUAGAGCAUCUUGUGACUCAACAUGUAUCAAUCCCUGCUGGAUCACGAGUGCAGUAUACUUUUCCUCAGCUUUUUUUCUACAAGCCCAACUUAUGGUGGCCAAAUGGUAUGGGAAAGCAAUCCCUGUACAAUGUUCAAAUUACUGUUGAUGUGAAGGGAUACGGAAAGUCUGAUGCAUGGAGCCAUCUAUUUGGAUUCCGGAAAAUUGAGAGCCAUGUUGAUAGUGCCACUGGUGGAAGGUUGUUCAAGGUCAACGGGCAGCCUAUUUUUAUCCGUGGUGGUAAUUGGAUAUUGUCAGAUGGGUUACUACGUCUUUCAAAGAAGCGGUACAAAACAGACAUCAAGUUUCAUGCUGAUAUGAAUCUAAACAUGAUUCGUUGUUGGGGUGGCGGAUUGGCCGAGAGGCCAGAAUUUUAUCAUUAUUGUGAUAUUUAUGGUCUUCUGGUGUGGCAAGAGUUUUGGAUUACAGGAGACGUUGAUGGACGGGGUGAGCCUAAAUCAAAUCCAAAUGGUCCUCUCGAUCAUGAUCUAUUCUUGCUAUGUGCAAGAGACACUGUCAAGCUCCUAAGGAACCAUCCUAGUCUUGCUCUCUGGGUAGGUGGAAAUGAACAAGUUCCACCAGAUGACAUCAAUGCAGCUUUGAAAAAGGACCUAAGACUCCAUCCCGAUUUCGAAAAUCCCAAUGAAAUGAGCAAACCUUCUGAAGAUCUAUUACCAGCGUUCAAGGAUCCUAGCCAAUAUCUUGAUGGCACACGUGUCUACAUCCAAGGAUCUAUGUGGGAUGGGUUUGCAAAUGGAAAGGGGGACUUCACGGAUGGCCCUUAUGAAAUCCAAAAUCCUGAAAACUUCUUCAAAAAUGAUUUUUACAACUAUGGAUUCAAUCCGGAGGUUGGUUCUGUUGGGAUGCCUGUGGCAGAUACCAUCAGAGCAACAAUGCCUCCAGAAGGCUGGAAGAUUCCGCUGUUUAGGAAGGUUUCUGGAGGGUAUACAGAAGAGGUUCCAAACCCUAUAUGGGAAUACCAUAAAUAUAUACCUUAUUCAAAACCACAAAAAUUUGUUCCUGAUCAGAUUCAACUCUAUGGUACCCCAGAGGAUCUUGAUGAUUUUUGUUUGAAGGCUCAACUGGCUAACUACAUUCAGUAUAGAGCACUGCUGGAGGGCUGGACUUCCCAUAUGUGGAGUAAAUUCACUGGCGUCCUGAUUUGGAAGACACAGAAUCCAUGGACUGGUCUUAGAGGCCAGUUUUAUGAUCAUCUUCUUGACCAAACAGCAGGUUUCUAUGGCUGUCGCUGUGCUGCAGAACCAGUCCAUGUCCAGCUGAAUCUGGCUACGUAUUUUAUAGAGGUUGUCAAUACCACAUCAGAAGAACUUUCUAACAUAGCUAUUGAAGUCUCGGUCUGGGAUCUUGACGGUACAUGUCCAUACUACAAAGUUUUUGAAAAACUCUCCGCUCCACCCAAAAAAACACUGCCCAUUGUUGAAAUGAAGUAUCCCAAGUCUAAAAACCCAAAGCCAGUCUACUUCCUUCUUCUCAAACUCUACCACAUGUCAGACUAUGGCAUUUUAUCUAGGAACUUUUACUGGCUGCAUCUGUCUGGUGGAGAUUACAAGCUGCUGGAGCCAUACAAAAGUAAAAAAAUACCCCUCAAGAUUACAUCUAAGGUUUUCAUCGAGGGCUCCACUUAUGAAAUUGAAAUGCAUGUUCAAAACACAUCAAAGAAAGCUGACUGUAGAACUUUAACCUAUUUGAACAAGUUCAUGGCUAGGCAAGGCAAUGGUGAUUUUGAUAUGGCCUCAGUGGAACCUGUACACAGUGGGACUGAUGAAAAGCCUGAGAUCAGCAUUUUACAGAGGAUUUACAGAUGUUUGACAAAGGAAAACGAUGGCUUGAGGGUUGCUGAAGUGAAUGGGACUGAUGUAGGAGUUGCAUUCUUCCUUCAAUUUUCUGUUCAUGCUGUGAAGAAGGACCCCAAGAAAGGUGAGGACACAAGAAUUCUUCCUGUUCAUUACUCAGACAACUAUUUCUCAUUGGUACCCGGUGAGGCUAUGCCAAUCAAGAUCACUUUUGAGGUCCCUCCAGGUGUCACCCCUCGAGUCACGCUUCGUGGCUGGAACUACCAUAAUCGGCAUACUGUCCUUUGAGCUUGGGUAAAGAAUAAUUAUUUCAUGUUGAUUGCUAUGUUGUGGAAAGCAUCAACGCCAUGGGUAGAUUGUAAUCAUCAACUACCCACAAUUACACGCUUGAUUGUUUGCUGUGAGAGACAUUUGUUACUGAAAGUUCCAGCAGUAAUACCUGGAAUAAAGCGGCCAAAUCAAUUGGGAGAGAAGCUUCAAUUCUUUCUACCAUGGUUACAUCGUUGCUGAAUACCUCCAUAAGCCUUAUAUAAUAUAAUGUUAUGAUCUCAACUCCAAUUGUAAACAACUUGCAGAGAUGAACUUUAUUUAUAUAAUAUAAGUUUCUCUUGUGAGUUUUGUUUUA
Juglans regia (Persian walnut) is the source of this 3347-nucleotide messenger RNA. Its product is annotated as mannosylglycoprotein endo-beta-mannosidase. Lineage: Eukaryota; Viridiplantae; Streptophyta; Magnoliopsida; Fagales; Juglandaceae. Gene Ontology annotation, biological process: carbohydrate metabolic process. Gene Ontology annotation, molecular function: hydrolase activity, hydrolyzing O-glycosyl compounds. The record is from RefSeq and is a predicted model, not a curated record. The transcript is spliced from 11 exons. Bases 86 to 3010 code for a protein of 974 amino acids.